AUGAAUGCCUCCUCGAGCGGGAGCCAUGGCAGCGGCGGUGAGGGCAGCGCUGCUGCCCUCCUCAUCCUCCUCCCCGUCGCCGCUGCUCCGCCUCCCGCGUCGCUUCCUCUCGCUCACGACCCCGACGAGCAGCCGCUCGACCGCGCCAAGCGCCGGUACCUCCGCAAGUGCCGCAGCUACCUCCUCCCCCAGCCUAACGCUACCACCACCACCAAGCCCUCCUCCUCCUCGUCGGAGUUCGUCGAGCUUCGGCCCAAGGUGGUGGACUUCCCACGCCUGCACGGGCGUGAGGAGGCGCUCUACUUCCACGACACCUUCGCCAUGCCGUGGGAGAAGGACAAGCACUACCGCAUGCUCUACCGCCUGGAGAAGAAGAGCCUCGUCUUCUUCGACAACGAGAAGAAGGAAGAUGAGGGAGGGGAGCGGGUGGUCAGAGCGGAGCCGCGGCAGGUGAAGCGUGAGGUGCCAAGGGUGGAGGAGCGUCCACAGCCAUACCUCGUCACCAGGACCACAGAGCUGCCACCAAGGUGGGAUGGCCCGGCCGAGACCAUCGUGCUCAUUGACAAGCCCAAAGGUUCUGGGAUUCUCUCCAAAAUGUAUCAUCUAAGACAACAGUAG
Messenger RNA from Miscanthus lutarioriparius, 618 nucleotides. Lineage: Eukaryota; Viridiplantae; Streptophyta; Magnoliopsida; Poales; Poaceae. The record is from the annotation of a GenBank genome assembly.